This is a messenger RNA of Sturnus vulgaris (Common starling), 3546 nucleotides long. The record is from RefSeq and is a predicted model, not a curated record. Lineage: Eukaryota; Metazoa; Chordata; Aves; Passeriformes; Sturnidae.
GAAGAGCAGCUGCCCAAGCCCCGCACUCCGGGCAGCACAGAGCAUCGUGGGCCAUGCCAGAGACAUCCCCGGGACUGCCAUGGCCGUGCCAUGAGCUGUGCAUGAAGUCCGGUUUGAUUUCCAGGAUUUUCCAGCUGCUGUUGGCUCCGGCACGGUCCUCAUUGCCACCUUCGACCUCGGGCGGCACCUGUGGGAAGUGUUGUGCCUGGAACGGGGCCUCUGCUGCUGUGCAUCCAGAGCAGGAAGGACAGAACGCUGUGCUGGGCUUGUCUCGAGGUGUGGUGGGAGUUCCUUGAGGCUGUGGACUCGUGGGUUAUCGCACAGCCCGCUGGCCCUGAAUCAAAAGCACAUUUAGUAAAGAAAGCACGUCAGUUUUGACAUCUACACGUGAACCAUUUCAUACAGAGCCUCAGAGGGCAGAUGUGCUUGCUGGUGUGCUCCUCCACCAUGUGCCUCCUCUUUCUUGGAACCCAAAUGGAACUUUUUAAGAUAAGUUGGAAACAUGUGAAAAGCUUUGUCUUUAUGCAGAGCCAGUGCUACCCUGGCCAGCACCCUUCUGAAUAUGGGCUGCUAUUCUUUCACUACCUUUCACUACCUGGCCAUCUGUAAUGGUCCACAGAAGUUUCUGAGCCCUGUGAGCCUUGACUGUCCUAUUUAGUUUUGGAGAUUUCUGCCUUUGGAGCUCCCAGACUGCUUCAAUGUGGAAUUGAAUGGGAUCCUGUAGGAGCUAUCAGGUUUUUCAUUGCACUGGGUGACCAACUUCUUGCUAUGUGUACCAAAAGAGUCAAAAAACUCCUUUCUAUGACCAGGAUGAGACUUCAAACUCACUAUGAAAUUCAGCAAAAAUGAAGGAACUGUGGAUGGAACAUCAAGCUGAGGAGCCGAGUAUUUUAUUGAAGGCCUGUAUGUAGACCCUGAUGCUUGAAUGAAUGAAUGAAGAAUGAAAAUGCUCCCUGGAGUGGGUGUGUUUGGAACUGGUAGUGCUGCCCGGGUCCUGGUACCCCUGCUGAGGGCAGAAGGCUUCUCCAUUGAAGCUCUCUGGGGGAAGACUGAAGAGGAAGCCAAACAGCUGGCAGAGGAAAUGAACAUCUCCUUCUACACGAGCCGGACUGAUGAUGUCUUGCUGCAUCAGGAUGUGGAUUUGGUUUGCAUCAACAUCCCUCCACCACUAACUCGGCAAAUUGCUGUGAAGGCUCUAGGAAUAGGGAAGAACGUGCUGUGUGAGAAAGCUGCUACCUCUGUUGAUGCCUUCAGGAUGGUCACAGCUGCCAGGUAUUACCCCAAGCUGAUGAGCAUCGUUGGCAACGUCCUGCGUUUCCUGCCCGCCUUUGUGAAGAUGAAGCAGCUGAUAGAGGAGCACUACGUGGGCAACGUCAUCAUCUGCGACGUGCGCGUCUACGGGGGCAGCCUGCUCAGCCACAAGUACAACUGGAUCUGUGACGAGCUCAUGGGAGGGGGCGGGCUGCACACCAUGGGCACCUACAUCAUCGACCUCCUGACUCACCUCACCAGCAGGAGGGCUGAGAAGGUCCACGGUCUGCUCAAGACUUUUGUGAAGCAGAACACGGCCAUCAGCGGGAUCCGCCACGUCACCAGCGAUGACUUCUGCGUUUUCCAGAUGCUCAUGGGUGACGGCGUCUGUUGCACUGUGACUCUCAACUUCAACAUGCCCGGAUCAUUCAUCCAUGAGGUCAUGAUUGUGGGGUCUGCUGGUCGCCUCAUAGCUCGUGGCACAGACUUGUACGGGCAGAAGAACACUGCUCUCCAGGAAGAACUACUGUUUACAGACUCUCUGCCUGUCAACAAGGGCCUUUUGGAUAAGGGGUUCAAGGACAUCCCGCUGCUUUACCUGAAGGGAAUGGUGUACAUGGUGCAAGCUCUGCGGCAGUCUUUCCAAGACCAGGAGGACCGUCGGACAUGGGAUCAUAAACCUGUGUCCAUGGCAGCCUCUUUUGAAGAUGGGCUGUACAUGCAGAGUGUGGUAGAGGCCAUCAAGAAAUCGAGUAGGUCAGGUGAGUGGGAGACUGUGGAGGUGAUGACUGAGGAACCAGAUGCCAACCAAAACCUCUGUGAGGCACUUCAAAGAAAUAACUUAUGAACAUUCCUGCCUUGGAAAAUAGGACAAUUAACACUUCUGGCUGUAAUGUAAAAAAACCCAGUUUUUAAGAUAUGUAGAUUCUUAUUUAAUAGCGUGAGUUUCUUGGUUUUUUAAAACAUGUAAAAUGUGUUCUGAUAGGAACAGUUCUGGUUUAAAUUGUUUAAAGAGUUUUAAAUGUUUCUGUUUUUUGCAAACAUUUAAUUUUUGUCUUGGAAACUGGUAGGAAAACUUGAAUUGCCCUUUGCACUUGCAGUAGCUGAAGUGAAUUAUGGGAUCUCUGCCAUUGCAUGGCUUGGAAAUGGGACACAACCCCUCUUGCACAGGUUGCUGAUUUAACCAUGAGAGCAUGUGGAGCAAGAUCAGGGAGUAUCUGUUGUUCAGAUGCCUUUUUCUUCUCUCUUGGAGACCGAUUUAUGUUUCAAUCCUCAGUUUGUAAACUUUUAGGAAAGAGUUUAGUGAUGUAACAGGUCUCUAAACUCCUAUAGGACAAAAAGUAGAAGGAAUGGAUUAAAAUUAAUAACAUAAGGAUCAGCCUUUUGGCUUCCUGUGUGUGGUAAAUGUCUUUCAAAUUCAUUCAAACGGAUGUUUUAUUUAAAUGAUACUAUAAUUCUCUGUUGUUGAUGUUUGGCAGGAAAAUCUUCGGGAAGUCUGUGAUGCAUUGAGCUAUUCUUCCAUAUCUGUAGACACUAUUUCUUCUACUCAAGAGGCUGUCUGCAUCCAGCAGCUGUUUUUCCAUAAGCUCUGUGCUUAUGUCAGUUGUGUUUACUGCCUGGCAGCACCAGUGCCGUGCCUGUGGGGCCACGUUCUCAUUUCUGUGACUGUUAAUAAAUAAAUGCCUCCCAGGGUCACGGGAUUGCCACAGCGUCGGAACAAAGUUGUACAGCAUGAACCUUUCAGGGACCUGAAAGUGGAAGGAAGGAGGUAUUUCCUACCUCUCGCAGCAAUCUUAAUGUGCUGGCUGGCUAACUGUCACACUACACACAUCCUGAUAGCUGAGAGAACAGGGACUGAACUGCCAUGGGUAAAUGUGCUCUUGAUCUCAAACACUCGCUAUUAACCCUCUGGUCCAGCUCAUCUUCACACUCUCCUGCAGCUGGUGUCCAGUGGAGAGAUUUGUUGGCAGAUGAUGGGGUGGAAGUUCAUUCCUUUUGAGGAAUGUUUCUCUCUGAGGCAGGUAUGUGGAAAGGAUAGUCUAAUUUUACUACAUUUGUUUUGUGUACUUGAAAGCUUUUUUUAAAAUGUAUUUCCCAUUAAAUUGUAACCCUGUGUAUUUAUGUAUAUUAACAUGCACGCUGCUGUUUCAUAAGCUGGACCUUCCUGAAAAGUAUCAUGUUUUCUACAUAAAUAAAAGGUUGUGUUUGUUGAGGGAAUUCUCUAUGCAGCUGUGUGCGUGUGUUUGAUUUGGUAAAGCUAAAACCAUCUUAAUAAAAGUGAACAGGAGACUCAGA